Ahaetulla prasina is the source of this 3108-nucleotide messenger RNA. RefSeq names its product cytochrome P450 26B1. Bases 135 to 1670 code for a protein of 511 amino acids. Gene Ontology annotation, molecular function: iron ion binding; heme binding; oxidoreductase activity, acting on paired donors, with incorporation or reduction of molecular oxygen. Lineage: Eukaryota; Metazoa; Chordata; Lepidosauria; Squamata; Colubridae. The record is from RefSeq and is a predicted model, not a curated record. The transcript has 6 exons. Gene Ontology annotation, biological process: sterol metabolic process.
UCUUCGGCGGGCAGCAGCGCGCAAUCCGUGCAGCAUCUCGCUCGCCUCCCCGGCGUGCCUGUGUCCCCGAGUCCAAACCGGCCGCCUCCUCCUGCGGCGCUUCCGACGGCUGCGGUCUGUCCCCAGCGCGCAAGAUGCUGAUCGCCGGCUUCGAGCUGCUCUCUGCGCUGGCCACCGCCGCCGCUUGCCUGGCCUCGCUGACGCUGCUGCUGGCCGUCUCGCAGCAACUGUGGCAGCUGCGCUGGGCCGCCACGCGCGACAAGAGCUGCAAACUGCCCAUCCCGAAGGGCACCAUGGGCUUCCCGCUGGUGGGCGAGACCUUCCACUGGCUGCUGCAGGGCCCCGGGUUCCAGUCCUCGCGGCGGGAGAGGUACGGCAACGUCUUCAAGACCCACCUGCUGGGCCGGCCGCUGAUCCGCGUGACGGGCGCCGAGAACGUGCGAAAGAUCCUGAUGGGCGAGCACAGCCUGGUCAGCACCGAGUGGCCUCGCAGCACCCGCCUGCUCCUGGGCCCCAACACCGUGGCCAACUCCAUCGGCGACGUCCACCGGCACAAGCGGAAGGUCUUCUCAAAAAUAUUCAGCCACGAAGCUCUGGAAAGUUACCUGCCCAAGAUCCGGCUGGUGAUUCAAGAGACCCUGAGAGCUUGGGGCAGGAACCCUGACCCCAUCAACGUCUACCACGAAGCCCAGAAGCUCACUUUCCAUAUGGCCAUCCGGGUCCUUCUGGGGUUCCGAAUCCCAGAUGGGGAGCUUAGCCAGAUGUUCGAAGUCUACCAGCAAUUCGUGGAGAAUGUCUUCUCCUUACCUGUGGACCUGCCCUUCAGUGGCUACCGUAAGGGGAUUCGUGCGAGGGAGAUUUUGCAGAAGGGCUUAGAAAAAGCCAUCCGGGAAAAGCUGCAGAAUUCCCAAGGCAAAGACUACCUGGAUGCUCUGGACCUCCUGAUCGAAAGCGGCAAAGAACACGGCAAGGAGCUGACCAUGCAGGAGCUGAAGGAUGGCACCCUGGAGCUGAUCUUCGCUGCCUAUGCCACCACUGCCAGUGCCAGCACCUCUCUGAUCAUGCAACUGCUGAAGCAUCCGGCGGUCCUGGAGAAACUUCGCGAAGAGCUGAGGAACAAGGGCCUCUUGCACAACGGCUGCCUCUGCGAGGGGGCCCUUCAGCUGGAGACCGUCCACAGCCUCCAGUACCUGGACUGUGUCAUCAAGGAGGUGCUCCGGCUUUUCACCCCCAUUUCGGGGGGGUACCGGACGGUGCUGCAGACCUUUGAGCUGGAUGGCUUCCAGAUCCCCAAAGGCUGGAGCAUCAUGUACAGCAUCCGAGACACCCAUGACACAGCUCCCGUCUUCAAAGAUGUGGACGUCUUUGACCCCGAUCGCUUUGGCCAGGAGCGCAGCGAAGACAAAGAUGGCCGCUUCCACUACCUGCCCUUCGGCGGAGGGGUACGGACCUGUCUCGGCAAACAUCUGGCCAAGCUGUUCCUCAAAGUGCUGGCCAUCGAGCUAGCCAGCACAAGUCGAUUCGAACUGGCCACCAGGACUUUCCCUCCGGUGACCCUGGUGCCCGUGGUCCACCCGGUUGAUGGACUCAAGGUCAAAUUUUUUGGACUCGACUCAAAUCAGAACGAAAUCUUGACAGAGAGAGAGGCCAUGUUGGGGGCCACCGUGUAGGCCGAAGGCUCCUCUGGGCUGGCGAGGGGGAAGCGACUGGAACGGAGAGGGGGAAGGAAGAAGCUCGACCCACCACUGAUGAUGGAGAAGGGCUGACCUUGGUGGACACAUUCGGCAAAGCCUUCUCCAGCGAAUAUGCCAAAAACUGUGGGGGUGAUUUACUCUGGGGGUGAACGGCGGAUUUCUCCUCCGUGGCUUCUGUUCGGUUUUGUGUUUGAACACCGGCGAAAAGCGAAUUGUGUUGACCAUAAUCAGCGUAUGUAUGUGUGUAUAUACACUUACUUUCAAGUGUUAAAUCAGGCAGUGUCAUCCCACAGUAGUCGGGAACUCUUCUUGUCUUUGCUAUUCAAAGUGGCCGAGGGACUCCCGAGUGGGCCCUCCCCGCAGGCGUGCUUGGGGUCAGGCAUACCCACAACACCCAGGAGGGCAGGGGAUCAGGAAGAUGGCUGGGGAAGGCAAAAGGCCCAGCCGGGGGUUUCGCAAAGCUUUGAGGUGGGGCCUGGAGUUCUGCACAGCUGCCAUCCCUUCUCUUCCUUCGGAAGCUGCCCAAAGGGGCCUUUUUCUCUAGCCUGGUGUGGCAAAUAAAGGCUGUGGAUUCUGGAGAAAACUCCUGGGUCGCCUCCUCCGUGGCCCUCAGUUCCGGGGAAGCCCACGCCUGGGCCAUGGCCCCAGAAGGUCACUUGAGGCCCUCAGCUGCUGCUUUCUUGCUUUCCUUGUGUCCCUGCAAGCCCCCCUCCUCAAUGAGGCAGGCCCUGGGGCCCCUUGCCAGAGAGGCUUCAAUCCCAAGACCCGAAGUUCUUCCUUUACCAGAAGUGGCUCCAGAAGAUUUUUGAGAAGGGAAGUUUAGAUCUCUUUCCCUGAGAGGGUCCUUGGUGCUCUCCGAGCUGGGCUGUUUUCUUGCAGACGUCUCAUUUCCUAACAAGGUAACGUCAUCAGUGCUAGUAGGGAGUGAGGUUUGCUCAUAAAUACUCUCUACUAGCACUGAUGAUGUUACCUAGUUUGGUAAGAUGAAACAUCUGCCAGAAAACAACCAAGGACUCCUCAUUUCAACCUCCAGUUAUAAAUAUUCUCCUCUUUUGGUCUAUCCAUAGACACGCGUGCAUUUCAUUUAGUCCGGGAUAACGCCUGUUUGAUUGACCUUUCCUAGCUAAUAUAACUUGACUAAAAAAAAAAGGAAUAUUAAAAUGUUACUGCAGUGGAUUUGCAGAAUGAAGCACUUUCGAGACUCAGAAUCUGUGUUUGUCUUGUGUUCCUUUUGAUUGCUUAGCACAGUUCCCGUUGGCGCUAUUAUUAUUUUAUACAAGAAAAGCGGUGGGCUCGUUUUGUCUGAGUUUAUAAACUAUAAGUAUUAUUUUUGUUAUUAAGUCAGAAUGGAUAUUUAGUCUAAUAAUAUUGCUGUCUCAAAUGUGUGUUAUUUAGUAAAAUAUGAAUGAUCCCA